UCGAUUAUCGAAAUUCGAAGUUCGAACACCGGCUUCGAAAAUGCGCACUGAAACGUACCAAAACAAAUUGUGAAAAGAUUAUGCUGUCAGACCAAUAUCAAAUUCAGUUGAAUUACAAUUUCUGAUGCGUAUUUGCCAGUUUCAAAGACCAAAUUUUCUUGCAUCAUUUAUUCAUCCCAGUACCAACUCGAAAUGGAUCGUCCGAGCAUGAGUGCAUCUUUGGGAAACACUCUAACCUCACCACGAAAGAGAAUGUCAUUAACGCAGUCCCUGAAGAAGAGUAAUUCAGUAAUAAGCAUUUCAGGGCGAUCGAAUCAGUCUGUCCAAGUAAUAUGCAAGACGGCUGGCCAUGUCGUGGAAAGUUUCGGACCUUCUUUGCCGGUUCUUGUGACCGAGGCAUUGACGUUUGUUGAUCGAAACACCGCAGUCAGCGUCAGUGUGUCUUUAGAUGGAUGGGCUUGGCUGGUUUGCGGGCGCAGGCUCCUUGUGUGGCAAUGCAAAACAACCAUUCAUGAUCCCAAGCUCAGGCGGACCUUUAACAGUCAAUGUCGAGAGUUGCUACUUCCUCAAAGCGAUCUUGCUCACAAAGCUGACUGCAUUGCUGUCUGGCUGACUCCGGGUCAUCAGGUUCCUAGCUGCAUGGCUGUAUCUCCGGAAGGCGUAGUUCGCUACUGGUCAAGCGUCGCUCAUGAGGGGUCGUCGGUGGAAACAAGCGCAGAAUUAGCUGGACAGGAGGUUGACUGUCUAACUUACGUACCAGGGCACGGUUGCAUUUUAGCAACGACGACUUGCACAGUGGCGCUUUUGCAGCCACAAUUUACCAGUGGACGAAACAGCAUUUCUUGCCGAGUUCUUCGCACCAGCCAAGGCUGGCUAGGAGGCAUAAGUCGUAGGAUGUCUUCCUUGAUCUUUGGAGCCAUGCCUCAAUCUCCAGUCACUGAAACAAAACUUGUCAAGGUUACUUGUACAUCGCUUGGUGAAAAAGCAUCCAGAGUCUUGAUAUUAGCAGGCACCUCUCUGCAAUACUGGUCAUUUCCACACGGUGAGACGGAGAAGAUGGAAUUUGACGAAGACAUUGGUCACACAGUUUCACAAGGUUUUCAACGAAGAUGUUGGGAAUCCAGUGCUUGCGUGCCUCAGGGUAUGGAUACCUGUUUAAUCGACAUGCAGCCAUGCGAAGAAGGCGUAGUAGUGCUGAUGGCAGCAAGUUGCACAGAAGUAUCACCAGAAAUUCACUUUGCGAUUGGUUUAAUUCCACUUGUUGAUACGAAGUUAACAAAUACACUAAAGUGGUUUAUACCUUUGAAAAUUGGUCCUUUACGAUACCGAGAUGACAUCGAAUCUACAAUACUUUCGUAUCGAUUCAUCCUGUCUGGAUGGGAGGCCAUUAUAUACAACCAACAGACGGUACUCAUUGCAAACCGUAUGUCAGAACAUGAUCAAGAAAAAAUAGAUCUCGUCAAAGGCGGUGAAGAUAACAUACUCGGCGGCGCACUCUGUUCGGGAACUCCGGUACUUUUCACCAAAAAUCUGGGGCUGGUUACGAUCAUACCCAUGGAUUUCAAUGCUCAAGAUUUCAACAUGAGUUAUUCUGACGCUAAUUUCAGCCUCGAUUAUGGCGGCAACAAUUCGACAUUCGGCGCAGAGAAUUUUGCUGCUCAAUUGAGUAACAAUGAUUUGCAGGAAAUGACCUUUACCUCAGAUGGUGCAACGCAAUUGAGUGCAGCGUUCCUUCUUAGUCUCAGACAAAAUAAGGCUCAAUGUCAAGAAAUAUUGUCGGGACUUUUUCCCCUUCAAGAGGAACCUGUAAUGGAUAUUGACGCAAUUUUGGACACAACAGUCUUAAAAGUUGCUAAAAAUCUGAUUGAUGAUUACCCAGCCAACGAUCCUCGAUGGACGGAUCAUAGGGACUUGUCUAUGACAAUAAAUGCUGUUACCGCUAUGCAAAUUCCCCACCAACUGGAAGGAAAACAGAAGGCCUUGGAUCUUUUCAUAGAGUUUUUGAAAGAAUUCAAUUUAUGGGACAGGUUCUGCGCAGUUUCAUACAGAGGAAUAAUCAUGGCCGCAACACAUGUUUUGGGGGAAUAUGCUGAGAAAAUAGUCGCUGCCACAGCGAUUUACAACUUGCAAAUGAGACACAGUGACAUCAUGGAUCCAAUCAUGGACCAAACCGUGAGUCCAGAAGCACGCGUUUCAGACGAGUUAACCACUCGAGACAUAUUUUACCGGGAAGUGAGUAACGUUCACGUUUACUUACCGUUACUUGUGAACAGUGCUUGCAAAAUCACCCAAUCUGAGAGAGUCACAAAUCAAGUAGCUCAGUACAUUCUUCAAGUAAAUGCACUCUUACUGAGCGUUUUACACGAGGUAGUGAAGUAUAGGCAGCAAAAUGCAGUGAGAUUCGUGCCAGCCAGAUGUUCUAGCGGAAUAACAGAAUAUCUCCCAUGGACAGCAGCAAUGGGUAAACAUGGAUUACGUAAUUGUCUCCAAACUAUGCAAAGUAUAACUUUGAAGUACGGAGUGAAUGGAACAAGCGAUCAUUCAGUUCGGAACGAACUGUACGAGCAGCUGGUUAGUCUGGUUGACCUGAUUUUAGAUGGUAAAAAAUGUCAUUUGGAAAGUAUACGUGGAACAGAAAAAUUCGAAGUGUUAUUGAAGCAGUACGAAAAUGAGCGAGCAAACUUGAUACAACCACUUGUGAAAGAAGAACAAUACGAACAGGCAGCUAUAUUAGCCGAAAAGUAUUGCGACUUUGCUUCCCUGGUACAAAUAUGUGAACUAACGAACAAUCAGAAUCGUCUCGAUUCUUACAUUGAAAAGUUUGCAGCACAAGACUUUGUUGGAUUUCUGUUUUCAUGGUACGUCAAAGAUGGUAAACAAGGCAAAUUAGUUGAGAGAUGCAGGCGAGGCGGUGCAGCUGAAUUAGCUGAAAAGCUGUCCGAGCAUCCUUCUUUGUCUUGGGUGCAGGCUGCUUUAUGCGAUGAAUUGCGUCUUGCUUCAAACACUCUUCACACACUAGCUAUGGAAGAAAUUGACCUUGUCAUGCGUAAGAAGUCAAUGCUUUCUCUAUCGAAAUUGGCGCUAUUUGCAUCUGACGAGCCGGAGGAUGAGGUAAUCGAAUGUGCUGAGAAGAUAAAUAGAGAUCUCGAAUUAAUUGCUCACCAAGAAGAGGUGCCAGCAUCUGUACUUGCAAGUUACGGAUACGAUAUAGAAAAAUUACGAGUUCUCACACCUACCGAACUUAUCACGUUAUAUACAUGUGACGAAAAUUUGUUGGCGAGUGAAUACGACUUCAAGAAAGCCUUGGAUUUGCUCGAAUUUGUUCAUGAACAAGAAGAUAAAUCUUCCUUGAGAUUAAGGAUUUGGGCCCGAGCAGCGAGAAGAGAUCGUUGGGACAGUGUAGGCAACAAUCCUGAACAACAAGCGCAAAAUACAGUUUUCUUCAAGCUGGUAGAUUUGGCGCAUUUCAUGGGUGCUAGAAUUCAGGACUUCCUUCCACCGCUGGAUGCGUUGUUAACAGAGCCAGAACUUGGCAGUCUUGCUGGUUCGAGUAGUUUUCAAUUUCUAAUCAAAAUUGGAUAUGAAUAUGUUUACCGUAACUAUCAUGUAACCAAUGAAUCAUUACUAUUCUAGUACAGUAUUUUUUUUUUUCUUUUUGUAAAGAAUGAAUAACUAAUUUGAAAUGAAAGAAAUAAAAAAAAAUUUUUAAACUCAAA
Neodiprion fabricii is the source of this 3716-nucleotide messenger RNA. RefSeq names its product nuclear pore complex protein Nup133 (gene Nup133). Gene Ontology annotation, cellular component: nuclear pore outer ring. Gene Ontology annotation, biological process: transcription-dependent tethering of RNA polymerase II gene DNA at nuclear periphery; protein import into nucleus; poly(A)+ mRNA export from nucleus. Gene Ontology annotation, molecular function: structural constituent of nuclear pore; protein binding. Bases 193 to 3633 code for a protein of 1146 amino acids. The transcript has 19 exons. The record is from RefSeq and is a predicted model, not a curated record. Lineage: Eukaryota; Metazoa; Arthropoda; Insecta; Hymenoptera; Diprionidae.